AAUUUGAUUGUUGGAGGUGAUGGACAAUCUGUUAUUGGUAACGACAACACAUUGUAGCUUGGGUUUCUCAGCCUCCAAAUACAAAGAAGGGAGUGAGUGAGUUUUGCAAUUAAACUCAUUCCACCAAAUCCUCUUCACACUUUCAACCGAUGCUCGUUCUCUUUCUCUCUCAUCUACAACGACCGGCGAUUAUCGGCAACGACACUGCAGGACACUCUUCUUAGGAUCUCGUGAGGUUAUUUGCCUUGAACUUGAAUCAAAUCAUUGCAUAUUGAGAUAUAUCUUCUAAGUUGGAGCAUGGUUUCUAAUUGAUACUUCUUUAUGUUCAUUACAAAGUCGAUGGCAAUGCCUAUAAGGAAGUUAGUGUCAUGUGUCAUCCUUGAUUUGGAUGGUACACUUCUUAAUACAGAUGGCAUUGUGAGUGAUGUUUUAAGAGUUUAUUUGAGUAAGUUUGGGAAGCAAUGGGAUGGGAGAAGAGCUCAUAGAAUUGUAGGGAAGACACCUUUGGAAGCUGCAGCUGCAAUUGUGGAAGAUUAUGGGCUUCCCUUGUCAACAGAUGAAUUAAGUACAGAAAUCACCACAAUGCUCUCUGAUCAAUGGUGCAAUAUUAAAGCCCUUCCAGGUGCGAACCGGUUAAUUAAACAUCUAAAGGGCCACGGAGUGCCUAUGGCAUUGGCUUCAAACUCUCCAAGGGUAAAUAUUGAAGCCAAAAUAUCUUGUCAUCCAGGCUGGAAAGAAUCCUUCUCUGUCAUUAUUGGUGGUGACGAAGUUAAAGCCGGAAAGCCAUCUCCUGAAAUAUUUCUUGAAGCAGCUAAAAGGCUAAACCUUGAGCCUUCCAACUGCCUCAUCGUUGAAGAUUCACUACCAGGUGUUAUGGCUGGCAAGGCUGCUGGAAUUGAAGUGGUUGCUGUUCCUUCUCUCCCAAAACAGUCCCAUCUUUACACUUCAGCUGAUGAAGUGAUCAAUUCUCUUCUUGAUUUGCGCCCUGAAAUGUGGGGCCUACCUCCGUUUGAAGAUUGGAUAGAGGGUACUUUACCAAUAGAACCUUGGUACAUUGGCGGUCCUGUUAUAAAAGGAUUUGGUCGUGGCUCAAAGGUUCUUGGAAUCCCUACAGCUAAUUUAUCCGCAGAAGGCUAUGCAGAAUUCCUUUCGGAACACCCAUCCGGGGUGUAUUUUGGUUGGUGUCAAUUAUCUACACGAGGUGUUUACAAAAUGGUCAUGAGUAUUGGUUGGAAUCCAUAUUUCAACAACACCGAGAAGACCAUAGAACCGUGGUUGCUGCAUGACUUUGAUGAGGAUUUUUAUGGCGAGGAAUUGCGUCUUGCUAUUGUUGGCUACAUUCGGGCUGAGGCAAAUUUCCCAUCCCUUGAAAGCCUGAUAGAGAAGAUUCACGAGGACGGGAAAAUUUCAGAAAGAGCCCUUGAACUUCCGUUGUACUCGAAGUACAGGGAUGACCCAUACCUGAAAAGCUCUUUGCAUGGAGAUAAAAAUCAUUCACAACCUGUAUAAUCCAUUUUCAUUAAGAAAAUGAUAGUGACAGUAAUAUUCUUCCAGCUUUUCGGUAUCUAAUGUAAGUUCCGAAACUCAGGCUGGGUGUGAACAAACUUGGAAGGUGUGAACAAUCUUGUAUGUUGAGUUAUAUUCUCAAAAUAAUUGAGGACAACAAUUGUCGUCAAUUUUAUUUAUUAUCAAUACAAGCCAAGGAACAUAGUUUGUUCA
Messenger RNA from Cornus florida, 1719 nucleotides. Its product is annotated as bifunctional riboflavin kinase/FMN phosphatase. The transcript is spliced from 12 exons. Bases 322 to 1509 code for a protein of 395 amino acids. Gene Ontology annotation, biological process: FMN biosynthetic process; riboflavin biosynthetic process. Lineage: Eukaryota; Viridiplantae; Streptophyta; Magnoliopsida; Cornales; Cornaceae. Gene Ontology annotation, molecular function: riboflavin kinase activity. The record is from RefSeq and is a predicted model, not a curated record.